Messenger RNA from Pristis pectinata (smalltooth sawfish), 12235 nucleotides. RefSeq lists its product as uncharacterized. The record is from RefSeq and is a predicted model, not a curated record. Gene Ontology annotation, biological process: protein ubiquitination. Gene Ontology annotation, molecular function: ATP binding; ATP-dependent protein folding chaperone; protein binding. The coding region runs from base 1 to 7569 and encodes 2522 amino acids. The transcript has 27 exons. Lineage: Eukaryota; Metazoa; Chordata; Chondrichthyes; Rhinopristiformes; Pristidae.
AUGGCUUCGAAAGGCCAGGUCGAGAGUUUAACCGAGGAGGCAAUUUGUCCCAUCUGCCUGGAUUUCUUCACCGAUCCGGUGUCACUGGAGUGUGGACACAACUUCUGCCGCUCCUGUAUCACACGAUGUUGGGAAAUGAAGAAGAGAAGCUCCUGUCCGGAAUGUAGAGAGGAGUUUGCGGACCGCACCCUCAGGGUAAAUCGGGCCUUAGCAAGUCUGUCCGAGAAACUUCGAAGAUUAAAUCCGAAAGGGAAGGAGAGUAAACUUCACUGCGAGGAACAUCAGGAAGACCUGAAGCUGUUUUGUGAAACUGACAAGAAACUGAUCUGUCUGAUUUGCAGAGAUGCGCAAGAACACAGAGAGCACCGCUUCCUGCCGAUUAAAGAAGCUGUUGAAUUUUACAAGGAUCGGAUUAAAUCUUCCUUAAAACCUCUCGCAAAAAUGAAAUCGGACUUCCAGGAAAUGGAGCAACAACAGAAAGAGAAGAUCUCCGAAGUUCGGGAACAGUCACACAGCCUUCAGUUCCAGAUCAUAACCCAAUUUGCUAAACUGCACCAGAUUCUCACUGACAAGGAGCAGCGCUUACUCAGAGAUCUCAGGGAAGAAGAGGAGAAGAUUCUAAUUCCAAUGAAGAAAAAACUUCAAGAGAUUCAAGAGAAUUUAAAUUCUAUUCAGGAGAAGCUCUCAAAAUUACAGGAACGAAUGUAUCAAGAAAACAGCAUGAUAUUUCUCAAGGAGGAAACUCGUCAGAAGAGGAGGAUCAGUGAUGAUGUGCACACAUUGUCAGUGACUAAAGGUUCCCUACCGGUUGAAAAAUUCGAUCACCCCUUUUUGUUGAAUACAGCGUUGAGGGAAAUGUUUGAUACACUUAAGCAAGUCUCUGUGACCCUGGAUGUGGAAACGGCGCAUCCGUUGCUCGAGGUGUCUGAGGAUCGGAAGAGUGUGAGACAAACCCGGACCCGGAGGGAUCUCCCCGACACCGGGAAGAGGUUCACAGACUGGGAAUGUGUGUUGGGAUCGGAGGGAUUCACAUCGGGGAGACAUUACUGGGAGGUGGAGGUGGCGGGGAAUCGGGGCUGGAGUCUGGGAGUCGCCGCAGAGUCUGUGGAGAGGAAGGGAGGGGUCGAACUGAUCCCGGAGAACGGAUCCUGGAUCAUCGUGCGGGCUGGUAACGAGUUUUAUGUGAACACCUCCCCUCGAUCCAGUCCCCCUGCCGGUUCCAUCCCCGGGAGGGUGGGAGUUUAUCUCAGUUACGGGUCCGGGACAGUUUCAUUUUACGGCGCGGACACCAAGUCCCAUCUCCACACCUUCACUGGGAAUAAAUUCACGGAGAAACUUUAUCCUUUCUUCUGGACUUGGGAUGGAAACUGGCUGAGAAUCUGCUCCGAUUCUGCUCCGGGUCUGUGGGUUCAGCAGCUCCCCGGGAGUGAAAGGAUUUUGAAUCAGGAAGUGCAGGGAGUUAACAUGGCUUCGAAAGGCCAACUCGAGAGUUGGACCGAGGAGGCAAUUUGUCCCUUCUGCCUGGAUUUCUUCACGGAUCCGGUGUCACUGGAGUGUGGACACAACUUCUGCCGCUCCUGUAUCACACGGUGUUGGGAAAGGGAGGAGAGAGACUCCUGCCCGGAAUGUAGAGAGGAGUCUGCGGACCGCAACCUCAGGGAAAAUCGGGCCCUAGCAAGUCUUUCCGAGAAAGCUCGAAAAUUAAACUUGAAUCCGAUAAAGAGGGAAAGUAAACUUAACUGCGAGGAACAUCAGGAAGAACUGAAGAUGUUUUGUGAAACGGACAAGAAACUGAUCUGUGUGGUUUGUGUAGGUGCCCGGGAACACAGAGAGCACCGCUUCCUGCCUAUUAAAGAAGCUGUUGAAACCUACAAGGAUCAGAUUAAAUCUUCCUUAGAAUCUCUCACAAAAAUGAAAUCGGACUUCCAGGAAAUGGAGCGACAACAGAAAGAGAAGAUCUCCGGAGUUCGGGAACAGUCACACAGCCUUCAGUCCCACAUCACAUCCCAAUUUGCUGAACUGCAUCAGAUUCUCACUGAGAAGGAGCAGCGCUUACUCAGAGAUCUCAGGGAAGAAGAGGAGAAGAUUCUAAAUCCAAUGGAGAAAAAACUUCAAGAGAUUAAAGAGAAUUUAAAUUCUAUUCAGGAGAAACUCUCAAAAUUACAGGAACGGAUGGAUCAAGAAGACAGCUUGAUAUUUCUCAAGGAGGAAACUCGUCAGAAGAGGAGGAUUAGUGAUGAUGAGCAGAGGUUGUCAGUGACUGAUGGUGCCCUACCGGUUGAAAAAUUCGAUCACCUCCUUUUGUUGAAUACAGCGUUGAGGGAAGUGUUUGAUACAAUUAAGCAAGUCUCCGUGACCCUGGAUGUGGGAACGGCGCAUCCGCGGCUCGAGGUGUCUGAGGAUCGGAGGAGUGUGAGAUGGACCCGGACCCGGAGGAGUCUCCCCGACACCAGGAAGAGGUUCACAGUCCGGUCCUGUGUGCUGGGAUCGGAGGGAUUCACAUCGGGGAGACAUUACUGGGAGGUGGAGGUGGCGGGGAGUCGGGGCUGGUGCCUGGGAGUCGCCGCAGAGUCUGUGGAGAGGAAGCGAUGGGUCGAACUGAUCCCGGAGAACGGAUUCUGGACCAUCGGGCGGGAUGGUCACGGUCUUUGUGUGAACACCUCCCCUCCAUCCCGUCUCCCUGCCGGUCCCAUCCCCGGGAGGGUGGGAGUUUACCUCAGUUACGGUUCCAGGACAGUUUCAUUUUACAGCGCGGACACCAAGUCCCAUCUCCACACCUUCACUGGGAAUAAAUUCACGGAGAAACUUUAUCCUUUCUUCGGGACUUGGGAUGGAAACUGGCUGAGAAUCUGCUCCGGGUCUGUAACCGGGUCGGGUCCCGGGACCGGCCCACCGCCAUGGGGUCGCACUGCUGCGGCCGCCACCCCGCUCCCCAGGCUCCCCGACGACUCUCCGCCUUCACCGGGAGGUUUCUCGCCGCCGCCAGAACCCGCCUUCCUCACCGACCCGCCGCGCUGCCAUUGGCCACCGCCUCAGUUUUCCAAUCCAGCCGCGCUCUCAUUGGCUGGCCCCGGCGUCAAUCAUCGUCCUUUCCAGAAUCGACCCGAACGCACGGAGUCACGGGGCCACCGCGCUGCCAUUGGCCGCGGCUUCAGAACCUUCUACAACCUUCGUCGAGUCGAUAUAAAAAGACGGAGCAUUGGCAAACGGGUUACAAUUCGCACGGAGAGGAAACGUUUUCGUGAGAAGACCAAGACCAAGACCAAGACCAAGACCAAGACCAAGACCAAGACCAAGACCAAGACCAAGACCAAGACCAAGACCAAGACCAAGACCAAGACCAAGACAUGCCUGGAUCCAAGGGAACAGCCAUUGGUGGAGAUCAUCGCCAAUGACCAGGGCAACCGCACCACCCCUAGCUAUGUGGCCUUCAAUGACACCGAGAGGCUCAUCGGCGAUGCGGCCAAGAACCAGGUGGCUCUGAACCCAUCCAACACCGUCUUUGAUGCCAAGAGGCUCAUUGGGAGGAGGUUUGAUGACCCAACGGUGCAGUCUGACAUGAAGCACUGGCCCUUCCAGGUGGUGAGUGACGGAGGGAAGCCCAAGGUGAAGGUGGAGUACAAAGGGGAGAAUAAGACCUUUUACCCAGAGGAAAUCUCCUCCAUGGUGCUGACCAAGAUGAAGGAGAUUGCUGAGGCUUACCUGGGUUCUACUGUCACCAAUGCUGUCAUCACUGUGCCAGCUUACUUCAAUGACUCCCAACGCCAGGCAACCAAAGAUGCUGGUGUGAUAGCUGGUCUCAAUGUCCUGCGCGUCAUCAACGAGCCAACUGCAGCUGCCAUUGCCUAUGGGCUGGACAAGAAGGGUAAAGGGGAGCGCAAUGUGCUCAUCUUUGACCUGGGUGGUGGAACCUUCGAUGUGUCCAUUCUCUCCAUCGAUGACGGUAUCUUUGAGGUGAAAUCAACUGCUGGUGAUACCCACCUGGGAGGAGAGGACUUUGACAACCGCAUGGUCAAUCACUUCAUUGAGGAGUUCAAGCGUAAAUACAAGAAGGACAUCAGCCAGAACAAGAGGGCGGUGAGGAGGCUGCGGACAGCCUGUGAGAGAGCAAAGAGAACCCUGUCUUCCAGCACCCAAGCCAGUAUUGAGAUUGACUCUCUGUUCGAGGGCAUUGACUUCUACACCUCGAUCACCAGGGCUCGGUUUGAGGAACUGAAUUCUGACCUGUUCAGGGGCACUCUGGAGCCGGUGGAGAAAGCCCUGAGAGAUGCCAAGUUGGACAAAUCCCAGAUCCACGAAAUAGUCCUGGUCGGAGGCUCCACCAGAAUCCCCAAGAUCCAGAAGCUACUGCAAGAUUUCUUCAACGGCAGGGAGCUGAACAAGAGCAUCAACCCUGAUGAGGCCGUGGCCUACGGGGCUGCUGUCCAAGCGGCGAUUCUGAUGGGGGACAAGUCGGAGAAUGUUCAGGAUCUGCUGCUUCUGGAUGUUGCUGCUCUGUCGUUGGGCCUGGAGACGGCAGGUGGGGUCAUGACCGCACUCAUCAAGCGUAACACCACCAUCCCCACCAAGCAGACCCAGAUCUUCAGCACCUACUCUGAUAACCAGCCUGGUGUCCUGAUUCAGGUGUAUGAAGGUGAGAGAGCCAUGACCAAGGACAACAAUCUUCUGGGCAAGUUUGAGCUGAGUGGCAUCCCUCCUGCCCCUCGUGGUGUGCCCCAGAUUGAGGUGACCUUUGAUAUCGAUGCCAAUGGCAUCCUCAAUGUUUCUGCUGUUGACAAGAGCACUGGCAGAACAAACAAGAUCACCAUCACCAAUGACAAGGGCAGGUUGAGCAAGGAGGAAAUUGACAGAAUGGUGCAGGAUGCAGAGAAGUACAAGAAUGAGGAUGAAAUGCAGCGGCAGAAGGUUGCAGCCAAGAACUCCCUGGAGUCCUAUGCCUUCAACAUGAAGGGCUCUAUGGAGGAUGAGAAGGUGGCCAGUAAGAUCAGUGAAGAAGACAAGAAGAAGGUAAUUGACCUGUGCAACCAGACAAUCUCAUGGUUGGAGAGGAAUCAGAUGGCAGAGAAGGAGGAGUUUGAGCACAAGCAGAAAGAGCUGGAAAAUCUCUGCAAUCCCAUCAUUGCCAAACUUGCUCUUGUCAACAGCAGAAACAUUGAGGAUGCCAUUGGCAUCGAUAUCAAAGGUCACCUCAAUCUGGGGCACACCACGAGGGGCAGGAGGGAUGCCACUCAGCUCAAACUUGCCCAGAAGAUUGUUGUCCUUGGUCAUGGCUCUCUCACCUUCAUACACCUGAAUCAGGACACCAGGCUGGUUAUCAGAGUAGGUGCUGAAGAUCUGGGUCUGCUUGGUGGGGAUGGUGGUGUUACGCUUGAUGAGUGCAGUCAUGACCCCACCUGCCGUCUCCAGGCCCAACGACAGAGCAGCAACAUCCAGAAGCAGCAGAUCCUGAACAUUCUCCGACUUGUCCCCCAUCAGAAUCGCCGCUUGGACAGCAGCCCCGUAGGCCACGGCCUCAUCAGGGUUGAUGCUCUUGUUCAGCUCCCUGCCGUUGAAGAAAUCUUGCAGCAGCUUCUGGAUCUUGGGGAUUCUGGUGGAGCCUCCGACCAGGACUAUUUCAUGGAUCUGGGAUUUGUCCAACUUGGCAUCUCUCAGGGCUUUCUCCACCGGCUCCAGAGCUGUCCGCAGCCUCCUCACCGCCCUCUUGUUCUGGCUGAUGUCCUUCUUGUAUUUACGCUUGAACUCCUCAAUGAAGUGAUUGACCAUGCGGUUGUCAAAGUCCUCUCCUCCCAGCCCAUAGGCAAUGGCGGCUGCAGUUGGCUCAUUGAUGAUGCGCAGGACACUGAGACCAGCUAUCACACCAGCAUCUUUGGUUGCCUGGCGUUGGGAGUCAUUGAAGUAAGCCGGCACAGUGAUGACAGCAUUGGUGACAGUGGAGCCCAGAGCCACCUGGUUCUUGGCCGCAUCGCCGAUGAGCCUCUCGGUGUCGUUGAAGGCCACAUAGCUGGGGGUGGUGCGGUUGCCCUGGUCAUUGGCGAUGAUCUCCACCUUGCCAUGCUGGAAGACCCCAACACAGGAACUGCGGGGGCUGGACGGACUCUCACUGUGAUUGGCUGCUGUUGCUUCUCCCCCGAGGCUGAUGCGAAGAUGGCUGCGUUGGCGGAUGGUAUUUCACAGCUGGUCCUGGACGUGACCUGCUCGCUCUGUCAGGCCAUCUUCGUCGAUCCCGUAGAGUUGGAAUGCGAGCAUUACUUCUGCAGGGAAUGCAUCACCAAACACUGGGAACAGCAGGGUCAGCGCGUUUGUGCCCUAUGCUCAGACAUCUCACCUGCCGGCAUCUUGAAGAGUAACCGCAAGCUCUCGAACAUCGUGGUGACGAUCUGCAAAGAGCAGGCGCGGUUGGAGGAGAGCGCAUCACCUCGCCACCGCUGCCCAGAGCACCGGAAGAAAAUGGAGCGUUUUUGCGUCACCGACUGUGAGGUUAUCUGCCUGGACUGCCGCGAUUCAAGAAAGCACUUGCAUCACGAUGUCCUCAACGUGCAAGAGGCUGCUGAAGAGUUCAAGGGACAACUUCAGAAGUCUGUGACUAAACUGCAAGCCAUGGUUGAUAAGCGCAAGCUGGCAAAAAGCAAAUAUGAAGAAUUGCUGGAGGAUAUCUCAAAUAUGACACAGAAUAUCAUGGACAACAUCAAGAAAAGCUUUGAGCAGCUUCACAGUUUCCUCUACAAGGAGGAGUCUGCUCUGCUCCAGCAGCUGAAGGCUGAGGUAAACCUGCAGAGCACCCAGGUGCAAGAGAAGAUUGAUCAGAUCCCUAAAGACUUGUCUUCUCUAGAUGCCAGCAUCAAGGCAAUGGAGGAGGAAAUAAGCCUACAGGACAACAUUGCCUUUCUACUGAAUCUAAAAGAAACACAGAAAAGAGCAAAAAUUUCCGUGCCUCCCUUGGAACACUUUGUUGUGAAGGUGAAGCCAGAGAACUACCUGGGUCCUCUGCAGUACUGGACUUGGAAAAACAUGUUCAAGAUCUUAGACCCAGGUCUGUCUAACCUGACUUUUGAUCCUGACACUGCCUGUUCCCACCUCACCCUCUGUGGGCCAACCAGAGUGAGGUACAACGAGAAGCCCAAGUUGGUUCCUGACAUCCCGGAGAGGUUCAAUGUUGCCGCCUUCAUCCUGGCCACCGAAGGGUUCACAACAGGGAAGCACUACUGGCAAGUGGACAUGGGGGAUGGGAAGGAUUGGAGUCUGGGUGUGGCCAAGGAGUCCAUCAACCGAAAGGGUGACAUCCGGCAAUCUCCCAAAUAUGGAUACUGGUCUGUGUACAGGGAUAAGGACAACUUUGGAGCUUUCCUGGUCCACCCUAAAGUGAUCGAGGUGAAGGGGAUUCCCACCCGGAUUGGGGUUUACCUAGACUAUGAAGGUGGAAGGGUUUCCUUCUAUGACGCAGAUGUCUUUUCUCAUCUCUUCACUUUCCACACCACCUUCACUGAGAAGGUCUACCCUUUCUUUUACCCUGGCUUGCACGUGACCAAGAGCAACCGUGGGAUGCUGAGAAUACACCACCUCUACUUGUGAGUGAGCUGCGGAUUCCUCAAGGGGACAAAUUCAACCUCCAGCUUCCUUAAUGCAUACUCAUUUUGUUUUCUUCUCCUCCUCCCCUGGCCCGAUGCUGUAUGUCGUAUUUCCCCCACCACCCUCCCCUCCCCGAUCUCUCCUAAAGCUGCCAAUUCCGGUGGAGUUCCACAAGUUGACCAGCCAAGUAGACGAGUCACAAGCUUUGCCUGUGGUUCCAAAGUGUGUCACACAACUAGGAAUUGUUGGCUUAAAAGACAGUCAAGCAAAAAAGUCAGCAAUAGUGAGCAAGGAGAGGUCUACUCCUAAUGUGGUUACGAGCAAGGUAGUGAGAAUGGUUUUAUCAUUUCUGGCAAACCCCCAAGCCAACAUUUUGCAUUAUUGUGCACUUCAAUGUUGGAAACGUUGGCCUGGAAGGGAAGACUGACCUUGGUUGCUUAUCCUGCCUUUGGAUUUGGAGGAUUUAAGCCGAGAAUUGGUAGUAACCGUCCAGUAUUUUGUGGUGCCUACUGUGGGUAGUCCAAAUCUCGGAAGGUUAUAGGAGGACAGAGUUCACAACUGUCCAGCAGACAUGAACUUUGUGCUGGCUAUUUUGUCUUCAUCCUCUAACACCCUUUUCCUCAGAUAGCUAAAGACACAAUGAAGAUGGUAAUGAAUUUCAGCAUCGAUUUCUGCCUUCCCUGAGAAUUGGCUCCGAAGAUAUGGGAAGUGGUCCAUGUUUUCCAAGGUCUCAUCGCGGGUGUUUAUUGUUGGGCAGCGGGGUCACAUUCAUAGAGAACCUCUGUUUUGUGGAGAAUGCAAGGCCCCUCCUGAGUGAACAAGUCAAUGCUAAUUGCAAAUAGGGUGGCAGAGUGUACCACUGUGGUACCCCCUUCAUGUUUAUGGAUUGCACAUUGGGUUGUUACAUCUUCCAUCGUCUCCAGUGUUGCAUGUUGCAGAGGUUCAUGCUGCCAAUCUCAACAUAGAUCAAAGACCAAGCCAGACAGAGCACAGACAUAUGCCACUUUAGAGCAGCUGUACUGUGCUGGUGUUUUUGCUCCACACUUGGCCCCCUCCAUCCUAUCAGCAUAUUACUCUGUAGUUCCUCAGUCCAAGCAUCAUCCUUAAAUGUAUCUUCGCUAUUCACCUCACCCUUGAUGUAGUGAGCUCUAUGUUCUUGUUGCUCUCCAGAUCUCUCUUGCCUUUAUCGCAUUUGAAACACUAAAAUCUUGCAAUAAACAUAAAUGAUUUGUCCGCUCUAGACACAGGCUAAAUCUACCAAUAUCAGCCUUGUCAUUAACCAUUGCAAAGCAAGAUUUAACAUGCAGCUCCAAAUCUUUAAUACUAAUGGAAUAGCCUACCUCAGCAGGACCACCCAUUAAUUCCCUAGCUAAACCUCUUCUCCUUGUAUCUUGCUUGCAUUACCUUAAAUACACUCUUCCUAGCUGCAUAUCUUUUAAUAGCAUUAGAGUUAAAACCAUUGAUCUUUUUGAUUCUAAAAUUUACCUUACUCCUUUCCCUAAAUCUCUUAUCGUUUUCCCUAUUGGAUAUUAAAAGGUGGACAGAGAGGGAAGAAUUUGGCUGCACUGGUGAAUAAUUAUUGGCUGUAAUGCACUUUGUAAUAUUCUGAAAUGGGCUUAUGCAAAGCAAAUCUUUACACAGUCUGUAUGUUUUAACAUGGGUAUUGCAUAUAAUUGAAUAACUUUGACAACAUCAGAAUUUGGUUACAAAAGCAAAGGAACUUAAAAAUUUGAAAUAAAAGCAGAAAUGCAUCUGUAGGAGGUGGGAGAGAAGCUCGAGAGUUGUCUUUUGAGGUUGAUGGACAUUCAUUAUGCAAUGUCAUUGACAUUUUUAAAACAAAACUACCAAUACAUUUCUCUAAACAAACUGGAAGAAAUUAUACCCAAUCUCCACUGCUUCCAAUGGGUGAGUUGGGAAAAGUCAGAUUGUUUAGUGUAUUGGUUGGCUGCUAUAAUGUGACAUCACUGUUGCAUUAUUUCUGCUGUGUUUAAAAAGCAUUCUCUCUGUCUCGUGAUGUUACCAAGUUGCAUCCUGCUUCAGUUUAACUGGAAGCUGUUGUUCGGUGAAACUCCUGUCACCUCUCAGUACAAAUUAUAAGCUUCACUCCCACCCAAUACUGACCCCAAACAUCAUAUACUUGGAAGUAAUUAAAAGGAUUUAAGGACACAAUUGGACAGAGCUAUUUGCUUGUUGCUGGCACUCUGUACACCCAGAGAAGAUAUGAUCCACUACCCACAGUAACUAGUGUCUAUCGGACCAUAAUGGGCCACUUUGUUCAUCUGCACUAACAAUAAUUUCCAUUGUUGUCCUAGGGUGGCUGCAGUAUGUGACUGCCCAAUAUAAACGUGAAGAUUUUAAAUGGUGGUGACCUCUGUUUUUCUUCUUCUGCCUACUAUUGGCUCAUUUGCUAUCAGAAAUAUUUCGCUGUGAGACCCUGAGGUUUUUACUGUUGAAAAGGUUAUAAAAGAGGGACACACAACCUGAUCCUUGAAGCUUGGGCAGAUUGGCCCAGUUUGUCCUUAAGUCUGAUUUGAGGUGAGCAAGUUGGGAGCUUUUUGAGUGAGCCUCUUAGUUCAAUUGCCUCUGUUGGUGGACGGAUCCGAAAUCAGGAACUAACAAUCUCUAGAGUGUGGUAGUUAUUCAAACCAUAGCAGCAUGGAUGCAGCUCCUCCGCAUUGCCAAUCCAAGUGAUUUAGGUGAAAGAGAUGCUUGUUUCUUUAGCUUCUUUCAUGACCCCAGGAGUCCUUUAAAUUCUUGAAAGCCAAUGAUAUGCUUUAUGUUCUUUUAUUUAUCAAUUUUUAGGAUCUGGGCACUGCUGGCAAGGCUGGCAUAUAUUGGUAAAUUGGUUUAUUACGGUGAAAAACUUGUUUUGCAUGCCAUCCAUGCAGAUUUCAUUACAAUGGUGCAUUGAGAUAGUACGAGGGAAAAACAAUAACAAUGCAGAAUAUAGUGUUACAGUUACAGAUAUUGUCUGCCUGCACUGCACUAAGGUGCAAGGCUAUAAUGAGGCAGAUUGAGGUCAAGAGUCCAUUUUAUUGUACUAGGGGACCAUUCCAUAGUCUUAUAACAGUGGGAUAGAAACUGUCCUUGAGCCUGGUGGUACUUGCUUUCAGGCCUUUGUAUCUUCUACCUGAUGGGAGGGGGGAGAAGAGAGAAUGUCCGGGGUGGGUGGGAUAUUUGAUUACAUUGGCUGCUUUAAUGAGGCAGCAAGCAGUAUAGACAGAUUGCUUAUUGCAAAUUGGACACUGUUGAAGAAUGUCAUUGCCUUGUAAUCACUGUUGCCUAUUAAUGCACAGCAAUCUCCUACAAACAGCAGGGUGCUAAUUGCCAGAUAAUUUAUUACAAGUAAUGUUGACGGAGGGAUAAAUAUUGACCAGCAGACCGGUGAUAACUCCCAUGCUCUUGUUCAAAAUAGUGCUGUGCUAUCACUUGCCUCUACCAGAGAGGCUGAUGGGACUUAACAUCUCGUUGGAAAGAUACCAGACUGGUUCCUCCGCACACUUUUGUAUGUAUGUACUCAGAAACGAUAUAGUGCGGAAGGAGACUGUUCUGUGCAUCGUGCAAUUCUUCCUCUCUCAUACCUGCAUUUUCUGUCAAUUGUCUUAACGCUCUAUCUUUCAUUUACUGCUGUAAACUUUCAUUUACUCUAUGUAGUUUUACUGCGUCAAAACUCCUCAAAAUUAGAACACCCCUGCUGAAUAUCAUGCAAAAAAAGUGAUUAAAAUUCAUGCAGUAAACUCAUUGUUGAAUUAUGCAGAAUAAAAAUCUAACCAUGUGCAUAUUGUGGGGCUGCGUCGUGACCAAUUGCAGCUGUCAAAUCUAGAUUGGAUUUAAUUGUGGCUUAAAGAUCUGAGAAUGGAGAUGAUCAGCUAUGCUUUAUUACUUACUUACAACACUGGUGCAGAAAUCUGUAGCUGUAUUGUUUUAAAUCAUUAGGUUGGCAUUCCCAUUUUAAGUCUGGAAGCUGCUUCAGGGCAAAUAUAAUGGGAAUUGUUAGAGCAACAUCCAAAGAAUUUCUGCUCCCAUGUGUGGCAAAAAUUUAAUAAUGCAAGUCAGUCAAUCAGCUUUGAAAAUAUUAUUUGAGACGCUUCCAAUGAUGUGCACUAAUUUGGUUGUGAUAUUUUUAAUAGCAGCUUUUUAAUUUUUGGGAACGAAUCAAUCAUUUGUUUUAUUAAGAUAUUGUGGAAAUAUUACUUUUGCAAUAAAAGCACAAUUGUAAAUUAUUUUGUUCUAAUAUUAGUAUAGCCCUAACCGGUUGAUCGCAUAUGUGUUUCUUGCCAGGGUUAUUUAGAAUGUCGCAGUGUUUGUUGUGGGUGGGUGGUUUUGUAUUUGAAAGCACCAUGCUUUGCUGUAUCUAGAGAGUCAUUGAGAGACACAGCACAUCGAGUCCGCACCAUCAACCACCCAUCCACACUAAUCCUAGGGCCAAUUUACAGCAGCAGUUAACCUAUCAACCCCCACGUUGUUUUGAAUGUGGGAGGAAACUGGAGCACCCAGGGAAAGCCCACGUGGUUACAGGGAGAACGUGCAAGCUCCAUAUAGACAGUACUGUUGGUCAGGAUUGGACCGGGGUCUCUGGCACUGAGGCAACAUCUCAACUAGUUGCACCAAUGCUGCCCAUUCCAGUACUCACUCAUGACCUCUGUAAUAGGAGACCAUUUCAAGUCGA